Messenger RNA from Myotis davidii, 1833 nucleotides. RefSeq names its product iroquois homeobox 5 (gene IRX5). Gene Ontology annotation, molecular function: RNA polymerase II cis-regulatory region sequence-specific DNA binding; DNA-binding transcription factor activity, RNA polymerase II-specific. Bases 1 to 1245 code for a protein of 414 amino acids. The transcript is spliced from 4 exons. The record is from RefSeq and is a predicted model, not a curated record. Gene Ontology annotation, cellular component: nucleus. Lineage: Eukaryota; Metazoa; Chordata; Mammalia; Chiroptera; Vespertilionidae. Gene Ontology annotation, biological process: cell development; regulation of transcription by RNA polymerase II; neuron differentiation.
AUGUUGCAAAUCCGUAAUCCUAUCUCCCUCUGCGCCCACGAGCGGAAGCCGGAGUGUGGGCCUCACCGCCCCGCAGACCCCGGGGCGCGGGGACAGUGUACUCCGGUCGCCCCGGUGGCAGUGGGGACCGUGGCCCACUCUCACCUUCUUCUUUCUGCCUGUUGCCUGCAGGGUUCUCCCUACGACCACACGCCGGGCAUGGCGGGCUCCUUGGGGUACCAUCCCUACGCGGCGCCCCUGGGCUCCUACCCUUAUGGGGACCCCGCGUACCGCAAGAACGCCACGCGGGACGCCACCGCCACGCUCAAGGCCUGGCUCAACGAGCACCGCAAGAACCCCUACCCCACCAAGGGCGAGAAGAUCAUGCUGGCCAUCAUCACCAAGAUGACCCUCACCCAGGUGUCCACCUGGUUCGCCAACGCGCGCCGGCGCCUCAAGAAGGAGAACAAGAUGACGUGGACCCCGAGGAACCGGAGCGAGGACGAGGAGGAGGAGGAGAACAUCGACCUGGAGAAGAACGACGAGGACGAGCCGCAGAAGCCCGAGGACAAGGGCGACCCCGCGGGCCCCGAAGCAGGUUGGUGCGCGCGGGAAGGGGUGUGCGGAGUGGGAGGAAGAGCCUGGGAAGGGCAGGAGGGGGGACGUGCGGAGAAGGGGCGCCCAGGGCCAGGAGGUUGGGUGGGAGUCUUGGCUUUGCGGGCUGGGACGGCCCCCCCUCCCCCUGCCCGGAGGCCUCUAGGCGGCUCACGGCCUGGGUUUCGCCCGCAGGAGGAGGAGAUCGCCAAGCCCAAACUGUGGUCUCUGGCCGAGAUCGCCACCUCCUCGGACAAGGUCAAGGACGGGGGCGGCGGGAGUGAGAGCUCUCCAUGCCCACCUUGCGCCGGGCCCAUCGCCGCGCAGGCUCUCGGAGGCAGCCGCGCCUCGCCGGCCCCUGCACCGUCUCGCUCGCCCUCGGCGCAGUGUCCCUUCCCGGGCGGGACGGUCCUGUCCCGGCCUCUUUACUACACGGCGCCCUUCUAUCCGGGCUACACGAACUAUGGCUCCUUCGGACACCUUCAUGGUCACCCUGGGCCCGGGCCAGGCCCCACGACCGGUCCGGGCUCGCAUUUCAAUGGAUUAAACCAGACGGUGUUGAAUCGAGUGGACGCUUUGGCUAAAGAUCCGAAAAUAUUGCGGAGCCAGUCCCAGCUAGACCUGUGCAAAGACUCUCCCUAUGAAUUGAAGAAAGGUAUGUCCGACAUUUAACACGGGCUGCGUUGUCCCAGACUUUCCUAAUUUAUUUAAAAAAAAACAAAAAACAGACACAUGGCCUUGGCAGUUAUUUUUCCAUCAACAAGAGAGAAAAAACUACCCCUCCUAUUAAAAAGUUUAUAGUUGAUGGAGAUGGAUGACAUAAAAAUGUAAACAUCUCCACACACACGUGCACACACCCACACACACACACAAAUGUCUUAACCCACCGGAAAGUUAAAAUAAGGAUUUGUAUUAAAUCUUAUUCUGUAUAUUUAAUGUAGCAUUUUGUAUUUAAAUUGAUAAUUCAAUAUCUUUGAAGUAAAUUAUGAAAUUAAGACACCUAUACAGGCAUCUAAUGGUUUUUUUGUAAUAUAAGUAUAUACAUUUGUGUCCCACCCACCCCCAAAAAAACUGUUUCAUAGUUUAAAAAUACAAGUUUAAUUUAAUUUUUUUACACCUAUUGAUUUUUUUUUCUGGGUAUGAGCUAAAGUAUUAUUACAGAAAGGAAUCAGGUUAUACUCUUAGAUUUCAAAAGUAAAAAGAAACUGCAGCCGCCUUUGUAAAAUGCAAAGUAUUUAAUUAAAAGAGAUUUUAACAUAA